AUGAACAACAUCUUCAAGUACGGCUCCAUCUCGGAGAUUCCCCUCUACAACUGCAGGUACCUAACUCCUCGGGUAUUCAUUAAAUUACUGUGAUUUCAGUGGGUUGACUCCAGAGGAAUGGUCCGAAAACUUGGAGUUCGGCGGCCAGUUGCGGGCGCAUUGGGAAUAAUUUAUGGAAUAUUCAUAAACGUAAAAAUGUCAUUUUUGUGCACAAUUCAUCAUUGCUUUUAGAUGAUGUACAUUCCAAUAUUGGCAGUGAUGUUCGAAAAAGAGCACUUCAAAAUGUCCUGCUUCAAAAUCAUGAUCUUUCUCGGUAUCGUCGACAUGCUUGCCAUCUGGAUCAACUCCAUUAUAACCGGUUGGCUGGCAAUCCAAGGCGCAGUCUUCUGCACCUAUCCCAAUCUGAUUUACAUCGUCGGAAUGGCCGGCUUGGGUCUCUGGUGCUGCUCGUGCAUCAUCGCAAUGAGUCUGGUCAUCAACCGACUUCUCGAUUUGACCAGACCCCGAAUCUGCAAGAUGUUCUUCGAAGGCAACAAAACCUUUCUUGUGCUCACACUUCCCGUCAUUUACGGUCUCUACUUUGUUUUCUUCACUCCGCCCAUCAUGUUUUCCUCCAAAUACCUCACUUGGUUUUUUGAUCCGCAAAUCUUUGAGAAUCAAACUGAAGAGGUGAGGCAGAUUGGUGUCAGGCUGCUUUUAAAUGCAGCUUCCAGUACGUCAACAUCCCUCACGGCUUCAACAAUCUUCUUGUGGUCGGUGUUACCUGUCUUCUGUACACUUCCCUCUGUUGUGUUCUCGGAGAAAAGUUCAAUAUGAUUGAGGAUGUCACUAACUCGAAGGCCAAGAAUCUGGUGAAUCUAACUCAGUUACAACCAAACAGUUUGUGUUAAGAGUUUCCAAAUCUUCUUCCAAUCCUCUUUGAUCUGUGCCAUCAACCAGAUCGCUUCUGUCAUCUACGUCAUCAUGAAUUUCAUCGAAGUGCCCUCUGGCUCGUAA
Messenger RNA from Caenorhabditis sp. 36 PRJEB53466, 996 nucleotides. The record is from the annotation of a GenBank genome assembly. Lineage: Eukaryota; Metazoa; Nematoda; Chromadorea; Rhabditida; Rhabditidae.